Messenger RNA from Striga asiatica, 519 nucleotides. The record is from the annotation of a GenBank genome assembly. Lineage: Eukaryota; Viridiplantae; Streptophyta; Magnoliopsida; Lamiales; Orobanchaceae.
AUGCCUCAGGUUCAACAAUCGAGACUUAAGGAGGUUUCUCGCGACAGUACCCCCAAAAACAAGGUUGAAGAGGGCAGUCAACCUAUCGAGUCACCCAUUAAGAUAACUUCGGAAGGAAAAUUAUAUGUCGAAGCUGCCGAAGAAGAUUUUGUCCCCUAUCCCGAAGACGAUACUGAUCGACUCGUCAUUGUAGGAGGCAACAGAGGUACAAGUGGAGCAAUAGUGCCCAAAGGGCAAGGGUAUCGAGGAAACCUUUCCCUUAGGGUCGAAAUUGCUGGAGCCGUUCUCCUGGACCAUGGACCUGAAGAGACCAGAUCUCAAUCAAUAGUCGGAUCUCCAAUAAACUCCGACGCUAGGAGGGGAAGCCCAAUUGGCUCCACAAGAGAAGGAGGCUCUUUUAACGAAGCUUGCUCCUGGGGGUUCGUCGUCUCGAGACCCGGCGGUGGUUUUGCUGAUGUACGUGGAAGGCCGCCCGAACUCCCCGUUGGGCCAAGUCGCGGUGCUGAAGGAGCUGCGUGA